Messenger RNA from Saprolegnia parasitica CBS 223.65, 971 nucleotides. RefSeq lists its product as hypothetical. NCBI's taxonomy places the organism in Eukaryota, Oomycota, Saprolegniomycetes, Saprolegniales, Saprolegniaceae. Gene Ontology annotation, molecular function: acyltransferase activity, transferring groups other than amino-acyl groups. The coding region runs from base 42 to 893 and encodes 283 amino acids. The transcript has a single exon. The record is from RefSeq and is a predicted model, not a curated record.
GCGCCGAUCAACGCGUUGUUCCUCCCAGUACACUGGCCAACAUGACGAGCUGUGUGCCAUGCAAUAGCAUUGCUUCCGUCGAUCUCCACGCUGCGUUCCUCUCGGCCUACUCGGACUACCUCGUGCGCUUUGAUGUGGCGUUGGAGCAGUGGCCGACGCUGCUGGCGCGCCACGGCGUCGACCUCGGACUGAGUCGGGCUGUGAUCGACGCCGACGGCCGUAUUCUUGCCUUUGCGUUGGCGUCCCAGCGCCCCGAAGGAUCCAGAUUCCGCCGCCUCGCGUCACUCGGCGUCGUGGUCGCGGCGCGGCGGGCCGGUCAUGGUGCACGCCUUCUUGACGACUUUAUUGCACGCGCGACAGCGGACGGCUUGGGCACGGAGCUCGAGGUGUUUGCACAAAACGAAAAGGCACUGCGGCUCUACGAAAGCCGAGGGCUCGCCACCGCAAGCCCGCUCUUUGGCUACGUUGCCGAGCCGAGCAAGGUGCCAACGACAUCCGUGUGCACGCCCGGGUACCUCGACGCGUCCGCAGCGUUCGCGUACCUUGCGAGUCUCCCACUGGCGAUGGACCUGCCCCUCCAAGUGCUUCCAACAACGCUGCGUUUGUCCUCCGCACCGUUCGAGUGCUGGAAGCUCGGCGAUGCGCUAUUGGUGUUUGCCGCCAAGGACGAUGCGACCGUACAAGUCGCGUGCCUCGUCGACCCGUCACCAAGUCAGCAGGACGCGAGGCUCCUCGCCCAGGAGCUUCGCCACCGAUUCGCUGACGCGACGUGCAGCGUGCCUCCACUGCAGCGACUGGACGCCGGCGGCCUCGGGCUCGAGGAUGCUGGCUUUGAGCGCAUGCCACUUCACCAACUGCUGCUUCGUCGCCCUUGCCAGCUCAGUAAGCCGUAGACAAUACGAGCGGAUUCUUGCUACCAUUUAGCCCAUCUAAUACUGAACGCGAUCCAGCGUGCAGAGGUUGAUACCGCG